Molecule: messenger RNA, 3422 nt
Organism: Gadus morhua (Atlantic cod)
Lineage: Eukaryota; Metazoa; Chordata; Actinopteri; Gadiformes; Gadidae
Product: cleavage and polyadenylation specificity factor subunit 3
Exons: 18
Coding region: 155-2233 (692 amino acids)
Biological process (GO): mRNA 3'-end processing by stem-loop binding and cleavage
Cellular component (GO): mRNA cleavage and polyadenylation specificity factor complex
Molecular function (GO): 5'-3' RNA exonuclease activity; RNA binding; RNA endonuclease activity
Source: RefSeq, a predicted model, not a curated record
CGCCGGAAGUGUCUAUGUCUAGGGCCCGCCCCGCCCACUCCUUCAUUCAUCAACACAUGCACACAUGAACAGUGUAUUUGAAACCGAUUUUACAAUAUACUGAACAUGAUCUAGCCUAUUUCUUUUAUUUCUAAAUAUAUUUGCUGAAGCAGCGAUGGCGGCGAAACGUAAAGUGGAGGCGACUGUUCCCGCGGAGGAGAGCGACCAGCUCCUCAUCCGACCCCUGGGCGCUGGACAGGAGGUCGGCCGGUCAUGCAUCAUCCUGGAAUUCAAAGGCAGGAAAAUAAUGCUGGACUGCGGCAUCCAUCCAGGCUUAGAGGGGAUGGAUGCCCUGCCCUACAUCGACCUCAUAGACCCGGCGGAGAUAGACCUGCUGCUCAUCAGCCACUUCCACCUGGACCACUGUGGAGCUCUGCCCUGGUUCCUUCAGAAGACCAGCUUCAAAGGCCGGACCUUCAUGACCCACGCCACCAAGGCCAUCUACCGCUGGCUCCUGUCUGACUACGUCAAAGUCAGCAACAUCUCCGCGGACGACAUGCUGUACACGGAGACGGACCUGGAGGACAGCAUGGAGAAGAUCGAGACCAUCAACUUCCAUGAGGUCAAGGAGGUGGCGGGGAUCAAGUUCUGGUGCUACCACGCGGGGCACGUCCUGGGGGCCGCCAUGUUCAUGAUCGAGAUCGCCGGUGUCAAGAUCCUGUACACUGGAGACUUCUCGCGCCAAGAGGACAGACAUCUGAUGGCGGCAGAGAUCCCCAGCGUCAAACCAGACAUUUUAAUCAUAGAGUCCACCUAUGGCACGCACAUCCACGAGAAGAGGGAGGAGCGGGAGGCCCGGUUCUGUAACACCGUCCAUGACAUCGUCAACAGGGAAGGCCGCUGUCUGAUCCCCGUGUUCGCCUUGGGCCGAGCCCAGGAGUUGCUGCUCAUCCUUGACGAGUACUGGCAGAACCACCCUGAGCUCCACGACAUCCCCAUCUACUACGCCUCCUCGCUGGCCAAGAAGUGCAUGGCGGUGUACCAGACGUACGUCAACGCCAUGAACGACAAAAUCCGCAAGGCCAUCAACAUCAACAACCCCUUCGUCUUCAAGCACAUCAGCAACCUCAAGAGUAUGGAUCACUUUGAUGACAUCGGGCCCAGCGUUGUCAUGGCGUCCCCGGGCAUGAUGCAGAGCGGUCUUUCCCGGGAGCUGUUCGAGAGCUGGUGCACCGACAAGAGGAACGGCGUCAUCAUCGCCGGCUACUGUGUGGAGGGAACCCUGGCCAAGCACAUCAUGUCUGAGCCCGAGGAGAUCACCACCAUGUCGGGCCAGAAGCUGCAGCUCAAGAUGUCUGUGGACUACAUCUCUUUCUCGGCCCACACUGACUACCAGCAGACCAGCGAGUUCAUCCGGGCCCUCAAACCGCCCCACGUGAUCCUGGUCCACGGGGAGCAGAACGAGAUGGCCCGUCUGAAGGCGGCUCUGAUCCGGGAGUACGAGGACAACGACCAGGUCCACAUCGAGGUCCACAACCCCCGCAACACUGAGGCCGUCACCCUCAACUUCAGGGGGGAGAAGCUGGCCAAGGUUAUGGGCUCCCUGGCGGAUAAGAAGUGUGUGCAGGGCCAGCGGGUCUCCGGCAUACUGGUGAAGAAGAACUUCAACUACCACAUCCUCACGCCCUCGGACCUGUCCACGUACACGGAGCUGGCCAUGAGCACGGUGAAGCAGACCCAGGCCAUCCCCUUCACGGGCCCCUACUCUCUGUUGGUCUGCCAUCUGAGGAACCUCACUGGAGAUGUGGAGGAGCUGGACGGGACGGAGAAGAACACCCUGAAGAUCUUUAAGAGCAUCACCCUGGUGCAUGAGGCCGGCAUGGUGACUCUGGAGUGGAUCGCCAACCCUCUGAAUGACAUGUACGCUGACGCGGUGACCACCGUGGUGCUGGAGGUGCAGUCCAACCCCAAGGCCCAGAGAGUGAUGGAGUCUCAGUGUGUCAUCGUGGACAUGGAGGUGUACCAGGCCCGGCUGGAGGUCAUGUUGCAAGACAUGUUCGGGGAGGACUGUGUGGAGUUCAGAGACAGCAGCAGCAUGGCUGUGACGGUGGACGGGAAAGCGGUGCUGAUCUGCCUGGAGACCAGAACGGCGAGCUACGAGGACGAGGCCGAGGCCAUGGAGGACGAGUCCCUGAAGGAGAUGGUGGAGCUGGCUGUGCAGCGGCUCUACGACGCGCUGAACCCCGUCAUCUGAGGGGUCCCCCAGAAACACCAGCUACACCGGGGCUCAGACCAGCAGUCCUGGAGAGACGCUGGCUCCUUUAGUAACUCUGCUGCGUCCACCUGAGGCCUCUGCAGGAUUCAUUAUGGACUACUUGUAGAGCAGAGGGCAUUGUGGGUGAUUUGGUAGAAUGUUAUUAUUUCUUUCAGAACAGUGAAGAUGGGGGGCUUGAAUGCGUCUCCACAGGGAACAUCAGCAGAAUAUGACACAGACUUUAAUAGUCCCAGCGUUCGUCUUAAAUCACGACGGCCGUGCUCUUGAAUUGGAUCGAAUUUAUUAACCAAUAAUUAUCAGCCUCUGUGAAUCUACUAAUGAUGGCAGUAAAGCUAAUUGGUAGUGAACAUUGAUUUUUGAUCUUAUUGUAUUCCAUAUGUUGUGAGUUGUGUUGAGCACUUUAGUUUGGGUUUUGCAUUUAUUUUCUUGUCAGGUAACAUCUCCAAGUGUAGCUUCCAGUUCUCGUUUGUUUAAUAUGUCUGUAUGUUGUUUGUUUUUGAGAUUUUAAUGCAUGGCGUAACUCCACCAAACUAUGUGAUUUGUUUAAUUAAUUUAUUUUAAUUGUAUGUGGAGAAGCAUAACAUUCUAAGCUAAUUAUGAAGGAAAAUAGUUCCUUCAUGAAUAAUAAGUUAACGUUUGUUACAAUCGACAAAACAGUACCGUCUAAUAUUGUUCAUUAGAUCUUGGACACUGGUCUAGAUUUAGAGUUUUGCAAAUGUUUACAAUACAAGACAAGUUGAGUUUUGUUGUUACUUGUCAGGCAAUGUUUAUUGCAGCUCCUUUCAGUUUUUACUGUUUUGUGUGUUUAAAGUUAUUUUAAAAAAUAUUGUCAAAAUGUAUGCACUAAAUACACUAAAUGUCUGGUAUUCAAACUAAAAACUUGUGGAUUGUAUUUGUUUAUCAGUUCUGGAGCUAGGAAAACUAAUCUUAUUUGAAACUUAGUGAUGUCAUGUAUGUAACCUCUUAUUAUUGACAAUGAUUACUGUCUCAGUGGUGCACUGUUAGAUAACUCUGGAGACACGGGUUGAAUUCCUGCCGAUGUUUGUUGCAAAAUGGGUCUUGAAACAUUUUUGUACCUUUUUGUUUGAAAUGUACUUGACUUUUCUUGAAGUAAUCCUGAAGUCACCUUUUUUUCUUUUUUUUUAACAAUAAAAGGAAUUUACACAAU